Molecule: messenger RNA, 2110 nt
Organism: Podarcis muralis (Common wall lizard)
Lineage: Eukaryota; Metazoa; Chordata; Lepidosauria; Squamata; Lacertidae
Gene: USP39
Product: ubiquitin specific peptidase 39
Biological process (GO): protein deubiquitination; mRNA processing; spliceosomal complex assembly
Molecular function (GO): cysteine-type deubiquitinase activity; zinc ion binding
Source: RefSeq, a predicted model, not a curated record
GCGCCGGGGGCUCCUCUGCGCGUGCGCCUGCGAAGGUCUCGCUUCCGCGGCGAUGUCCGGGCGGGUGAAGCGGGAGCGGGAUUCCCGCCCGCUGUCGGUGCGGAGCUCGCUGUCCAGCCGUGGCCCGCAGGAGCCGGGCGGGGAGGGCGGCGCGCCUCGGGGCCUGCGGGUGAAGCGGGAGCCCGCCGACGAGGAGCCCCGGGUCAAGCAGGAGCCCCUCGACGAGGAGGACGACGACGACGAGCCCACCGUGAAAUAUGGUCGAUUCGACCCAGAGGACCGACGGAGCAGGCACUGCCCAUACUUGGACACCAUAAACAAGAGCGUUCUCGACUUUGACUUUGAGAAGCUGUGUUCAAUCUCGCUCUCCCAUAUCAACGUUUAUGCUUGUUUGGUGUGUGGGAAAUAUUUUCAGGGUCGGGGCUUGAAAUCCCAUGCUUACAUUCACAGUGUACAGUUCAGCCAUCACGUCUUCCUCAACCUUCACACCUUGAAGUUCUAUUGUUUGCCAGACAACUAUGAAAUCAUUGACUCUUCACUUGAGGAUAUCACCUAUGUCCUGAAGCCCACCUUCACCAAGCAACACAUUUCCAACUUGGAUAAGCAAGCCAAACUCUCCCGAGCCUAUGAUGGCACCACAUACCUGCCGGGCAUUGUGGGAUUGAACAACAUCAAAGCAAAUGAUUACGCUAAUGCAAUUCUCCAGGCCCUGUCUAAUGUCCCACCACUGCGGAAUUAUUUUUUGGAGGAGGAGAACUACAAGAACAUCAAGCGCCCUCCAGGAGACAUCAUGUUUCUGCUGGUUCAGAGGUUUGGAGAGCUCAUGAGGAAACUAUGGAAUCCUCGAAAUUUCAAAGCUCACGUCUCCCCCCAUGAAAUGCUGCAGGCUGUGGUUCUCUGCAGCAAGAAGAACUUCCAGAUCACCAAGCAAGGUGAUGGGGUUGACUUUCUGUCCUGGUUCCUGAAUGCCUUGCAUUCUGCUCUUGGGGGGACAAAGAAGAAGAAAAAGACCAUUGUGACAGACGUCUUCCAGGGCUCCAUGCGGAUAUUCACCAAGAAACUGCCACACCCUGAUCUGCCAGCAGAGGAGAAGGAGCAGCUGCUCCAGAAUGACGAAUACCAGGAGAAAAUGGUGGAAUCCACUUUCAUGUAUCUAACCCUGGACCUCCCCACGGCUCCGCUGUACAAGGAUGAGAAGGAGCAACUCAUCAUUCCCCAAGUACCGCUUUUCAACAUCCUGGCCAAGUUCAACGGAAUUACAGAGAAGGAAUAUAAAACCUAUAAGGAGAACUUCCUAAAGCGUUUCCAGCUCACCAAGUUGCCUCCUUACCUCAUCUUCUGCAUCAAGAGGUUCACCAAAAACAAUUUCUUUGUGGAGAAGAACCCCACCAUUGUCAACUUCCCCAUCACGAAUGUAGAUCUCCGGGAAUACCUGUCUGAGGAAGUGCAGGCUGUACAUAAGAACACAACCUAUGAUCUCAUCGCAAACAUCGUGCAUGAUGGGAAACCAACAGAAGGGGCCUACCGGAUACAUGUAUUGCACCACGGCACAGGCAAGUGGUAUGAGCUGCAAGAUUUGCAGGUGACAGACAUUCUUCCCCAGAUGAUCACCCUCUCUGAGGCUUACAUUCAGAUCUGGAAAAGACGAGAUAGCAAAGAGGAGACCAACCAGCAAGGGGCUUGAAAAGGGAAACGGAGAGCGCCAGAAGGAUGCAGAUGCAAUCACAGCAUCACCUCUACUGUGAAAUGGAGACUGGUGUUUAGUGUUCGGUCAGUCAAGCUGGUGUUGUCUUUUAGAAGCCUCUCUCUUCCUGUUGCUGGCUCUGUUCAUUAAGCAGCCCAGCAGGGAAUGGACUCCUUGGUGCCACUUUGCAGCUCAGUCUUGGCUAUGUUCUCAUUGGAGAAGAACUAGCAAGAAGACAGGGCAAGAGUGUAUUUUCUCAACUUCUUUGGGCACAGCUAACUGCAUCCCAUUUCACUGUCCAGCAAGUCUACCUAGUGCUGAAAUCAAUUUCAGGGGGCGACAGGAGAAGGCCUUUCCCUUGUGUUUUGUUCAAGGCUACUACUUCUGAGUCCUGUGUGCAUUAAAUGUGUAUACUUGGUUUUCUAA